This is a messenger RNA of Eufriesea mexicana, 1864 nucleotides long. It is a transcript of the gene Pgi, whose product is annotated as glucose-6-phosphate isomerase. Lineage: Eukaryota; Metazoa; Arthropoda; Insecta; Hymenoptera; Apidae. The transcript has 12 exons. The record is from RefSeq and is a predicted model, not a curated record. Gene Ontology annotation, molecular function: monosaccharide binding; glucose-6-phosphate isomerase activity; carbohydrate derivative binding. The coding region runs from base 74 to 1747 and encodes 557 amino acids. Gene Ontology annotation, biological process: gluconeogenesis; glycolytic process; glucose 6-phosphate metabolic process. Gene Ontology annotation, cellular component: cytosol.
CGUUAGACGUAGAUCACGAGUUCGAAGUUUGUGUCUCAUAGCGCGGUUUUCUUAAAUUAAAAAAGAAAGAAAGAUGAAACCAAAACCAGAAUUAACAACCACAUUAAUAUGGGAUAAAUUGCAACAAUAUUUCAAUGCGAAUGGAUCAAAAAUUAGAAUACAUGAUCUUUUUCAACAAAAUCCAAAACGCUUUGAAAAUUUUAGCCUAGAAAUUUCUACUCCUGAAGAUGGACCAAUUUUGCUUGAUUAUUCUAAGAAUCGUCUUACUGAAGAAGCAUUACAAUUAUUAUUGGAAUUGGCACAAGUACGAGAAGUAGAAGCUGCAAGAGAUGCUAUGUUUAAAGGAGAAAAAAUCAAUUUUACGGAGAAUAGAGCAGUUUUACAUAUUGCUUUGCGUAACAGAGAUAACAAACCAAUAUUAGUUGAUAAUAAAGAUGUAAUGCCAGAUGUAAAUGCUGUAUUGAAUCAUAUGAAACAAUUUACUAACGAGAUUCUUUCUAAACAAUGGAAAGGUUUUACUGGUAAACCAAUUGAGGAUGUUGUUAAUAUUGGAAUUGGUGGUUCAGAUUUGGGACCCUUGAUGGUAACAGAGGCAUUAAAAGCAUUUCAUAUUGGACCACGAGUUCAUUUCGUUAGUAAUAUAGAUGGAACUCAUAUAGCUGAAACCUUAAAGAAAUUGAGUCCAGAAACAACACUUUUCAUAAUAGCAUCAAAAACAUUUACUACACAAGAAACAAUUACAAAUGCUACUUCUGCCAAAAUAUGGCUUUUAGAUGCUUUAAAAGAUUCCACAGCAGUUGCACGCCAUUUUGUUGCAUUAUCUACUAAUAAUCAAAAAGUGAAAGAAUUUGGUAUUGAUGAGAAAAAUAUGUUUGGGUUUUGGGAUUGGGUUGGUGGACGUUAUUCAUUAUGGUCGGCUAUUGGUUUAUCGAUCUGUUUGUCUAUUGGAUUUGAAAAUUUUGAAAAAUUAUUGAGUGGGGCAUAUUUUAUGGAUCAACAUUUUUGUAGUGCUCCAUUAGAUAAAAAUGCACCAGUCAUAUUAGCUUUGCUUGGAAUAUGGUAUCAUAAUUUUUAUAAAGCUGAAACACAUGCAUUAUUACCAUAUGAUCAGUAUUUGCAUAGAUUUGCUGCUUAUUUUCAACAAGGAGAUAUGGAGAGUAAUGGAAAAUAUGUUACUCGAGCAGGGAAAACUGUAACUUACAGUACUGGUCCAAUUGUUUGGGGAGAGCCAGGUACUAAUGGACAACAUGCAUUUUAUCAGUUACUACAUCAGGGUACUAGACUCGUUCCUGCUGAUUUUUUAAUUCCAAUACAAUCGCAUAAUAAGGUUCAAGGAAGUCUUCAUCAUAAAAUAUUGCUUGCAAAUUGUUUUGCACAAACUGAAGCUUUAAUGAAAGGAAAAAAUGAAAAUGAAGCACGAAUUGAAUUGCAAAAUGCAAGUAUGAGUCCAGAACAAAUAAAUUUGUUAUUACCACACAAGAUGUUUGAAGGAAAUAGACCAACCAAUACCAUCCUUCUAAAGAAAAUAACACCUUUUACUCUUGGAGCUUUGAUUGCAAUGUAUGAGCAUAAAAUUUUCGUGCAAGGAAUUAUUUGGGAUAUCAAUUCAUUUGAUCAAUGGGGUGUCGAAUUAGGGAAACAAUUGGCAAAAUUAAUUGAACCUGAAUUGGAGAGUACCCAAGCAGUUACAAGUCAUGAUUCAUCAACAAAUGGAUUGAUUGCAUUUGCUAAGAAUAAUAGUUCUUAAAAAUUACUCAAGCAAUAUAAAAUAAAUUUAGUAAUUGUUAAUUAUUACAGUAAAAAUGGUGUAGUACUAAAUUAAAUUUAGUGAUUAUUAAUUGUUACAGAAAAAGUGAUGACAACA